AUGUGUUCUACGGAAAAGAAGGAUCCUUUCAAGGAUGAACAGAAAAAUAUAAAAGAGGAAACUUUAUACAUUAAUGAAGAAGAAAAAAGAGAUGAGAUACCUGAAAAUAGAAGCGUUAAGAGGAAUGUCUUGAUCAAAAUUAGAGAUAUUGUAGCCCCGCUUUUAAUAACUUUUCUUUCCUUUUACCUAAGGUUUGAUGGUAUAGCCAAAAGUAGAAAAGUUGUUUGGGAUGAAGCUCAUUUUGGAAAAUUUGGUGCACACUAUAUUAAACAUGAUUUCUACCAUGAUGUUCAUCCACCUCUGGGUAAAAUGUUAAUCGGGUUAAGCGAAUAUUUGGCAGGGUUUAAUAAUACAGAGUUUAAUUUUGAAAGUGGUGCCGUCUACCCAGAUGAUGUGGAUUUUAAAACUAUGAGACAAUUCAACGCAGUGUUUGGUGCUUUAUGUGCUCCAGUUGCUUAUUUUACAGCUAAGGAAUUAAAUUUUAAUAGCAUUUUUACGGUUUAUUUGAUCAGUUUAAUGGUUUGCUGCGAAUUAACAUACGUGUGCUUGAGUAAAUUUAUUUUGCUAGAUUCUAUUUUAUUAUUUUUCACUUUUACUACUUAUCAUUGCAUGGUUAAACUAUACAAAUUAAGAAAAGAGCAAUUGACAAAAAAGUGGUGGCUUUGGCUAUUUCUGACGGGUAUUAACAUUGGAUGUGUCUGCUCUGUUAAAUGGGUUGGCUUGUUUGUUACUGCGAGUGUUGGUGUCUACACAGUCUGGGAAUUAUUUCAACAUCAUUGUGAUUCCACUCUAACUUGGAAAAAGUAUUCAAGACAUUGGUUAUUAAGAAUUAUUAACCUAAUUGUUAUUCCCUUUUUAGUUUAUUUAUUUUGUUUCAGAGUGCAUUUUACUUUGCUAUAUAAAUCUGGAGAGGGUGAUGGCGUUACAAAUUCAUUGUUCCAAGCUAACUUACAAGGGUCUAAGAUCGAUGUCACAAACACACCAAGGGAUGUCUACUUUGGAUCCAAAGUUACCAUCAGAUCACAUGGUUUGAGUCCAAGCUUGUUGCAUUCACAUAUCCAAACUUAUCCUAAGGGUUCAAACCAACAUCAAGUCACCGGUUACGGCCACAUGGAUAGCAACAAUGAUUGGAUUAUUAAAUACCCACGUUCCGAACAUGGCGAAGAAAAUUAUGGGCCCGUUUAUGAUGGUUCUUUGAUCAGGUUAUCACAUGUAAACAUGGGAUGUAACCUACAUUCUCAUGAAAUCCCCUCACACGUAUCUAAGGGUAACUUUGAAGUUUCAGGCUAUGGUAGCGAAAUUGUUGGUGAUAAAAAGGACGACUGGGUUGUGGAAAUUGUUAAACAAUUGAAGCCUGGUGAUGCAGAUUAUCCAGAAGAAGAUCCAAAUGUUCUUCAUCCAAUUUCAACCUACUUCAGACUAAGACAUAAACAGUUGGGCUGCUAUUUAACCACCACUGGGCUGACUUAUCCUAAUUGGGGGUUUAAUCAAAACGAGAUUGUUUGUAAGGAUUCAUGGAUGAAAAAGGAUAAAUCGACAUGGUGGAACAUUGAAUAUCACACAAACGAAAAGUUACCGGCACCUGAAAAGCCUUAUGUUGUCCCUAAGUCAAGUUUUUGGGAAGAUUUUGUUUUAAUCAAUUAUGCCAUGGCGUCUUCGAACAACGCGUUGGUUCCUGAUUACGACAAAUAUGACAAUUUAGCCAGUGAUGCCUGGGAAUGGCCAACGCUGCAUAUUGGACUAAGACUUUGUGGCUGGAGCUCUAUAGACAUUAGAUACUAUUUGCUAGGCUCCCCAUUCAAUACAUGGCUAUCUACUUUAUCGUUGGUCAUUUUGGUUAAUAUUUUUAUUGUGUCCUACCUUUUGUGGAAGAGGCAAGUUUUAAGAGUUGGCCAAGAGACCACGAGUGAUUUUUUCAUUAAAGGCAUCAUGCCUUUUAUAUCUUGGGCAUUCCAUUACUUGCCAUUUGUAAUUAUGGCAAGGGUUACGUAUGUUCAUCACUAUUUACCAGCUCUAUAUUUUGCUAUGUUGGUUUUUGUCUAUGUUGUAGAUCUUUCUCUUGGAAAAUUGAACAAAUUUAUUAGAGUUCCAUUGUACUUAUUAUUAUUAUGUGGAUGCUUAUACACUUAUUUAUAUUUUGCACCAUUUGCGCAAGGUAUGGAAGGUAAUCCAUCCGCGUAUGCUUAUUUGAAAUGGCUUCCAGGAUGGAAAAUUUGA
This is a messenger RNA of Saccharomycodes ludwigii, 2217 nucleotides long. RefSeq names its product dolichyl-phosphate-mannose-protein mannosyltransferase PMT6 (gene PMT6). Gene Ontology annotation, cellular component: membrane; endoplasmic reticulum. The transcript has a single exon. The record is from RefSeq and is a predicted model, not a curated record. Gene Ontology annotation, biological process: protein O-linked glycosylation via mannose. NCBI's taxonomy places the organism in Eukaryota, Fungi, Ascomycota, Saccharomycetes, Saccharomycodales, Saccharomycodaceae. The coding region runs from base 1 to 2217 and encodes 738 amino acids. Gene Ontology annotation, molecular function: dolichyl-phosphate-mannose-protein mannosyltransferase activity.